AUGGAAGAACAUGUGAACCAUUUGAGGCAAGUAUUUGAUGUCUUGUUGCGUGAAAGAUUGUUUGUUAAUCUCAAGAAGUGUGCGUUUGGGGUUGAUAAAGUGGUAUUAUUAGGUUUUGUUGUGAGUGUGAAUGGUGUAGAAGUUGAUGAAGAAAAGGUGGAGGCCAUUAGAACUUGUUCAACUCCCAAAAAUGCAACUGAUGUGAGGAGUUCUCAUGGGUUGGCAAGCUUCUAUAGGCGUUUUGUGAACGGGAUUAGUACCAUUGCCUCCCCCUUAACUGAAUUGAUCAAAAAAGAUGUUCCUUUUGUGUGGGGGGAAGAACAAGAAAAGGCGUUCCAAGAAUUGAAGUCUAUGUUGAGUUCAUCGCCUUUGUUACAAUUACCCAAUUUUGAGAAAACCUUUGAGGUUGAGUGUGAUGCUUCCGGGGUUGGCUUAGGUAGGGUCUUGAUGUAA
Messenger RNA from Lycium barbarum (goji berry), 453 nucleotides. RefSeq lists its product as uncharacterized. The transcript has a single exon. The record is from RefSeq and is a predicted model, not a curated record. NCBI's taxonomy places the organism in Eukaryota, Viridiplantae, Streptophyta, Magnoliopsida, Solanales, Solanaceae. The coding region runs from base 1 to 453 and encodes 150 amino acids.